Messenger RNA from Epinephelus fuscoguttatus (brown-marbled grouper), 3786 nucleotides. Its product is annotated as zinc finger protein Xfin-like. Gene Ontology annotation, molecular function: DNA-binding transcription factor activity, RNA polymerase II-specific; RNA polymerase II cis-regulatory region sequence-specific DNA binding. The record is from RefSeq and is a predicted model, not a curated record. Lineage: Eukaryota; Metazoa; Chordata; Actinopteri; Perciformes; Serranidae. Gene Ontology annotation, cellular component: nucleus. The transcript is spliced from 2 exons. The coding region runs from base 1 to 1227 and encodes 408 amino acids. Gene Ontology annotation, biological process: regulation of transcription by RNA polymerase II; central nervous system development.
AUGACUAAACUACAGCUACUGAACGCCUACCUGACGGAGCGGCUGACGGUUGUGGUGAAGGAGAUUCUGGACGUGGUGGAGGACACGGUGACCGAGUACCGGGAGGAGACCGCCAGGACCAAGCGCGAGAACGAGAGCCUGCGGAGGCAGCUGCGGGACAUCCUGCUGCUGGAGGCCGAGACGGAGUGGCUGAGGUCGACCAGGUCCAGUCUUGGUUUUGCGUCUCCUCAGCAGCAACCCCGUGAUCCAGAACUGAGGCCCCGCUCAGAGGAGCCAGACUCCACCCUUAACCAGCCCAGACAGCCAGCAGCUAACACGGCCAAGCCAACUCAUGAGCAGGUUGUUUCUGUGCAGCUACUGUCAGUCCAGAGUGAGACGCCACCAGGGCCGACCCUCCUGCCAGGGGACAAGAAGCCUGCUGAGCCCUGGGAACCAGUACCGAAGCGGGACCCUCAGAAGGAGGCAUUUGGGAAAGUUUCACCUCUUCCUUCUCACUCCUCCCGAAGUCCUCCCUCGGCCUCAGGCCCUAAAAUCCACAUUGAAGUUCCUGUACUCAGAGAGAAGCCCAGGGCCCCGGCUCCUGCUGUGAUAAAAAGUGAACCCGAGGAAUACAAAGUGAGUGAACCUGAAGGUCACACAGACUCCCUGACAGAAACUCACGUCUCACAGGAACACUCAGGUGUCAGGAAUAGGACAGCGGUGGUACGUGCAGACCGACAUGAAGCUCAUCAAAACAAGAAGUCCUGUCAGGACGAGGUCACAGCUGAUGAUGUCACAGCAGCUGGAUACAUCCCUGAGCUCGUCCAUCGCUGCCCCCGCUGUGGAGAGGCAUUCGGCCAGGCCAGCAGCCUCCGCCUUCACCUGGAACAGAAGAGAAAGACGUACGCCUGCGACUGGUGCUGUAAAUCCUUCGCACAGUCGGCGGACCUGCGACGUCACCUGCGCACGCACACAGGCGAGAGGCCGCACCGAUGCACAUUCUGCUCUAAGAGCUUCAGCCAGAGAGGAAACCUACGGCGACACCUGCGCAUUCACACAGGGGAGCGGCCAUACAGCUGCCCGUACUGCUGCCGCACCUUCAGCGAUGGAGACACCAUGAAGAAACAUAAGCGCACACAUUCAGGAGAGAAACCAUACCGCUGCGUCCAAUGCUCCAAGACCUUCACCAGCGCCAGCGGCCUGCAGAUACACUUAAAGAAGGACAUGUGCUUUGUGGCCAACACCUGACUGGUCAGUUCAGGCUAAAGGAGAGUAAGAGGCUAUAAAGCAUUCCCACAAAGACACAUCACUCAGUAUAAAUGCUUAUUCUAAUAAUAGAAUGUGACCGUCACAAGCCAGCAGGGUUCAAUAUAUACAUAUAUAUAAAUUAGGGCUGUCACGAUUAGUCAACUAAUCAAUGACUUAUCGACUAUUAAAAUAAUCGGUGACUAUUUUAGUAGUCGACUAAUCGGUUUGAGUCAUUUUUCAUAGAAAAGCACUAUAAAAGUGCCCCAAAUUACUCUUACUGCAGCUUCUUACGUUCAGAUAUUGGCAGCUUUACACACUCUCCCGUGACAGUGAACUAAAACCCUUUGGCAUGAGUAUGAAACAAGACAUUAGAUAACGUAAUUUUGGGAUUUGGGCGAGACAGACCGACAUUUUUCAACAUUUUAACACAUUUUUCGAUGAAAUGAUUAGUCGACUAAUCGCAGAAAUAAUCGACAGAUUAGUCGACAAUGAAAAUAAUCGUUACUGGCAGCCCUAAUAUAAAUAUGUGUAUCAUCAUGCAAAAUCUUACUGGGCCUCAUUCACCAACUGUUCUUAAGAAGAAAUUUCUUAGUAGAGCCUACUUACACAGUUUUCAUGAAGAUUCUAACAUUCACCAGUGUUUUCUAAGAUCUAGGUCUACUCGCACAAUGGCAUGUUUACUGCUGCUCCAAUAUGCUGGAGGAUGAGCACAUCCUCUAGGACCAUGUAGUUGUGUUUGCAGAGAGCAACAAGUGCGGGCCUGUCCUCCUCCAGUACUGUGGUCUGCAUCUCUUCUGUGUUAGGCAAUACCUUUAACUUUAUUUCUUAUCUUAAUCUUUAAGAUCAAACCAUCUUUUUUUUUUACUUCAUCUGUUGUCCCCAGAUACAGCAUUCUCUGAACAAGUAACAGCAUCCCAUGCAUCUUCUGUGUGUGUUACUUUAUAUCCAUAACUGAUGCUAUGAUAUACGACAGCUCGUUUGGCGUUCACUUCCUGCAGAAGUACCUCCACUUUGGAACUAUUGAAGUUUUUUUAGGUUUGGAGUCCGGUGCUCCUCCUCCCUAUUUAGUGUGCACCGUGUCAGUUUCAGUUUGUGAGGACAAUGGGAUUCAUCUUUAUAAGAGCACGGAUGUCAACAAUUCUGACGUAGACUUUUCUUCGGACCUCUCUCAAGAGCAAAUUUAUGAAAAAUCUUAGGAAGAUGUUAGUGAAUGAGGUCCAAUGUCUUUACACACCAAACUGCUGGAUCUUAAAGUUAUACUGUGCAGGAACUUGGCCUCUCUGGACAUUUUACUGUAGGCCAAGCUGAAGUGAGUUUCACCCUGGUUCCCUUGUCAAAUAACCUGCAGGAUUUUUCCAAUCAAUUGCACGUUUUGUCCGGGAAAAUGACCUUCACAAAUGAACACCACUUUUAUGAGUAAAGUAAAAAUUAAUGGUAGGCAAUAACAAACUACACCACAGUAACAUGACUUAACAUCACCACCACAACAAGGCUGUAAAAAGCGGUGUUCGGCGUGUAGUCUCAUUUAGCCACUUGUUAGCAACCACCUUUUUAAAGACACAUUAAAGCAGCAAACAUUGAUUUCAUUUCAGGAGUCACAGCUACCUAACAGCCUCAUGUACUUCAACAUGCCUGUAAACCUAAACAGCCAGUGGAUAUUAUGGCCAAAUGCAACUUAGUAAUACACUUUUAAUAUGUUGAGAGGCAGUCAUUCUGGUGUGUAAAGUUCUUGCGAUAACACACAAGAAACUACAUGUUUGUCACUGCUGGCUUGUGAUGCAGCUCUGUGAUGUGGCUGCAGCAAUGAUCACCUGUCCAACCAUAACGAGCAGCCAAUGAGGUAAACUAAUUUACAUUCCCGCUGACUUUCUCUCUCUGUUCCCUCUUGCUGCGAGCCUUCAAUGCACUUUGUUUUUAUGAAUUAGGGCAGGAUGCAGUUGCUAGGCAGCUACAGUCGCACUGAUAUCAUCCAUGCCUUCAUAAUUAUUUAUUUUUUGUUAUGUCUUACGUUGUACUUCUAAGCAAAUAUGCGAGACACAGCCCCCAGCUGAACUUGUCUAUCCUCCACACAUGAGACCACAGUCUGCAGAGGAUCCAUCGUGUUCUGUCUUCACUCUGCUGUGUUUCUGGUUCCAGAUCAACAACAGAGUGAAAACAUGCAGUCGGCUGUGUGACACAUUAUAUAACUGAAGGACUGUUGAAGAGUUUGUGUCUGAAAUGAGAAGAGACUUUCCUGCUUCAGAGCAGACUGGUUGCUGCAAUACUAAAAAUAGAAUAAUAUAUUAUUUAUUUUCCUUUUUUUAUCAGUGUUAGACGGCUUGAACUUUGUCUGAUCUGCCGCCUGAGAAUAUUCAUGUUUGUGAAGAUGGCUGAUCAUGAAGCAUGAUGGGAAACUGCUUCAUACUGCAGAAAUGAUAAACAGCAGAUUGUGACGAUUCACAGAAAAAAAGAAUGACCAUUUUCUCUGUUAGCAGACAGGAACAGUUACAGUGUGAAUGUGUGUAGAUCUUUUCUGUGUGAUUAUCAGUAUUUUGUAUUGAUGUGAAACAUCUUGUUUUU